Molecule: messenger RNA, 2316 nt
Organism: Fusarium vanettenii 77-13-4
Lineage: Eukaryota; Fungi; Ascomycota; Sordariomycetes; Hypocreales; Nectriaceae
Exons: 3
Coding region: 1-2316 (771 amino acids)
Biological process (GO): DNA-templated DNA replication; error-prone translesion synthesis
Cellular component (GO): epsilon DNA polymerase complex
Molecular function (GO): DNA binding
Source: RefSeq, a predicted model, not a curated record
AUGUACAAAACACCAGCUCCCAUAUUUCGCAAACAGCGACCAGGCGCUCCGCCUUCUUCUGCGAUACCCUCAUCCUCUCCCGCCUUUGGCACUCCUGUUCAUCCUCUCAAGCCCUUUGCCGUCAACGCUCCCAAGGCCGCCAUCCUACCAAUCAUUCUUCCGCCGCCUACACUACGACCUCUUGCCUUUCGCACGUUUACAAAGAAGCACUCCCUUACCCUUACAUCAUCCGCUCUUCAAGAACUUGCGUCCUUCAUCGGGAGGCAUUGCGGUUCAGGAUGGCGAGAAGAGGGCCUGGCUGAGAGGGUGCUCGAGGAGGUGGCGCGCAGCUGGAAGAACCGAAAUGGAGGUGUCAUUGUUGAAGGGACGAGCAAGGAGCUACAGGAGAUCCUCAAGGCGCUCGAGGGGAACAUGAGUGGUGGCAGAAUAACAGGUCCAGCGAGGGGACUCCCACGGGGUGACAGCAUGCUCGAUAUUAGGGAUAACGAGGCGCUGAACACGAGACUGGGACUACGGCCGGCAGAGCCCAUGACGGACGAUGCCAACAAGAGCUUUGGAAUGUCGGGGUUGGGUGUGGAAGAAGAGCCUGAGGAAGAGAAUACCAAGGAUCCUAGGGCAUGGCUCAAGAUCAUCAACGCCUAUGAGCAGCCGAGGUUGAUAUACAAUGUCAGCAAGAAACACUUUGAAAGGGACACUUCGUCGCCUUCAUUAUUACCAGCAGCAUCACAUAAAACCACAGUCUUCCGCAACCGCUACAAUGUCAUCCACCAACGCCUCCUCCGAAACGAAUCCUUCCAGACCUCAGCCGUCUCCUCCUCUCGCAAGCGCACUCUUCAGCGAUCUCUAUCCAAUCAGCAAUCCCUUAAACUCACACCAAUUGCCAACCUGUUGGGUCGUCAUGGUAGUAGUCACAUGUUGCUAGGCCUGCUGGUCAUCCUCCCUACUGGCGAUCUUGCUAUCAGCGACUUGACGGGCACUAUCGCUCUGGACCUCUCUCAAGCUGUGGCUAUCCCUGAAGACUCAGCCUGGUUCUGCCCCGGUAUGAUUGUCCUAGUGGAUGGUGUUUACGAGGAGGAAGAUGAAUCUGUGGGCAAAGGUCUCAGCGGCAGCAGCGGUGUUGGAGGUACACUGGGUGGCCGAUUCCAAGGCUUCUUUAUCGGCCAGCCUCCGUGUGAGAGACGCAAGGCAACCCUUGGAAUUAGCGGCCCUGACGGCGGCCAGGAGCAGACCAUAGGAGGUGGCUUCGGCUGGAUCGACUUUCUCGGUGUGGGCAGCGAGCGUGCUUGCGGUACCAAGAUGAGGAGGCUUGAACAGCGUCUCCUUCGUGCCCGAGAUGAAGAGGAUGAUGCGCCACCUCGUGGCCGCGUGGUCAUCAUUGGUGAGCUCAACCUCGACCAACCUCGGACUCUCCAAGCCCUGCGCAAGAUCCUCUCCACAUACGCAUCUGAGCCUGAGGGCUCGGCACCCCUUACAUUUGUCCUGAUGGGCAACUUCACACAGCAUUCUGUUCUAGCGCGUGGUGGCAGUGGCGGAAGUAUCGAAUACAAGGAAUACUUUGACGCUCUCGCCUCGGCCCUCUCCGACUACCCUACCCUCCUCCAGUCAUCCACGUUUGUCUUUGUCCCCGGCGACAAUGACGGCUGGGUCUCUGCUUUUACCGCCGGUGCUUCUGUGCCCAUACCCCGGAAGCCCGUCCCGGACAUGUUCACAUCCCGCAUCCGCCGCGCCUUUGCAACGGCCAACGCCGAGGCAGGGAGCAAGUCUGAUGGUUCUGUCAUUUGGACGUCCAAUCCCAGCAGGCUCAGCUUGUUUGGUCCUAAUCACGAACUCGUCCUCUUCAGGGACGAUGUGUCUGCUCGCCUGCGUCGAACAUCCGUGCGACUCAAGCCCAAGACUCAUGAUGCCAAUGUCGACGACUCGCAGCAACCCCCUGAAUCAUCUCGAGAUAAAAGACAACCCUCCGAACCUAUGGAUCUUGAUGCAGCCCACCAUGAUGACCCAAUCACCACUGAUACUGCAUCCCCGGCUACUCCCCUCAUCCCCCAUGAUGUCCACGCGGCACAGAAACUCGUCAAGACUCUUCUUGAUCAGGGUUACCUCGCCCCCUUCCGCCAAACCAUCCGUCCUGUUCACUGGGACUACGCCUCAGCGCUGCACCUGUAUCCGCUACCCACGGCCAUGGUCCUCCUUGACACGACGGCACCACCUUUCUGUGUCACAUAUGAAGGGUGCCAUGUCAUGAACCCUGGCAGUGUACUCGUACCAGGACGCAAGGGUGUUGGACGAUGGGGAAUGCGCUUUCUGAGCCAUAUGUAA